AUGACCCGCACCAACAAGUCCCCACACGGAGGAGCAUCAUCCAGCAUGUCACCACUAUCAUCAUCCAGUGGCAAUAUCUUGUCGGAGACACUCCGUGAGAUCACCACGACCAAACUCGAAGAGCUGUCCAAGCGGCGUACCGAGUUCGUCGACAGGAAGACGGACAUCGUUGCUAGGCUGCAUUCGGAGAAUGAUCGCAUCAAUCGGCUCACGAUCCUCUGUGAUGGCGUCAAGGCUUGUUUCGCCGUCAAGACGGACAAGACGGGCAAGGUAAUCCGGGGCCACACCAAAACGCCCGAUGUCGAGAUCGAGCUGAAAAAUCUUGAUUCUUUCCUGGCCCAGGCCCGCUAUGAUCCGUCCGUGUCGACAAAGACGUUUGAUGCCUGGGAGAAUUCAUUGCUUCGUCAUCUGGAGACACAGUCUUUGAGGUUUGAAUACGCCUCACUCUAUGCCCAGUUGGUAACAGAGUGGCUCUCCACUGAAGAGUUCGGAUCGCACGCUGGAAACUCAGAUGAGAGUGCCGAGUAUGUUCCUAGCAAGAGGAAACUCGAGUCGAGGCUAGAGUGGGAACGUAGCGUCUUCGAGCCCGCAAUUGUGGACGUCCAAAAGCUCGAAGAAUACCUGGCACAACUAUUUCAAGACGGAAAGGGACAGACCAAGCCAAAAGCAAAAGCGUCGAAGCAGCUCGCCGACGAGAUUGCUAGUUUUGAGAUGGAGAUGUCUUCGCCCAAUCAGUUCACUCCAUCCAGUCUGAACUGGGUCAUUCAGGGGCUUCUAGAUUCUGAACUGCUGUCAGACGAGAAGCGGGAGGUGCUUAAGAACUUCAAGACCAGCCAGGUGAUGUUGACUGAGGUUUCAGAUGUUCUCAACAUGAGGAUCACUGGCUUGGCUAAGUGGUCGUGGGGUGAGAGUGUUCCGGUAGAACAGCGGCGCAAGAUUAGCGGCGGAUACAACAUCCACAUGCACGAGGACCUUCUCCAGGCCAUUUUCCUUCAGCACAUCGGCGUGAAAUGGUCGGUUUUUCUGAAGGGGGCUUUCAGGCGCUUCAGAAAAUUGCCGGGCCCCUGGAUUGACGUGCGGAGUGAUGUUCCCAACAUCGAUAGGAAGAGACUUGGCUACUAUCUCGGACCCAUGGAGACCAAACCCAGCGUCCAACACACGAGACGGAGCAUGUACCGCAAGAAUUACUUCGUGGCUCAUCUACUGGACUCGGAGUGUCAAACCGUUGAGGCUCUAGAUGGAGAAGAAGAAGCUGAGAUAGUGGAAGCGUGUCAGGUCCAGACGAAUCAGAUACCAAGGAGGGCCAUGGCCGCCCAGCCUGCAAUGAACAGCUUUUCAUCCCGUUUUAUUUCAAGGGGAGGUGCCAAGAGAUACAGAAAAGUUCCGUCUGAUGCACACCCAGAAGAAUCCGAGUCAGACAUAGAGUCAGAUGAUUCAACGACGACCAAGAAGCCGAUGGAGGCGAAGCAGCGUCUGCUACACCUGCUCUCAGCCGAAAUUGCAAUCAACACCAGAAUCCACGGCGAGAUCACCGUAUUUCGGUCUGUGUUUGACAGUUGGAACUCGUUGCUGCCUCAUGCCACGCUUCGAACAGUCUUGUCGUUUCUAGGGGUGUCUGCCACGUGGCUGGAGUUUUUUGUCAAGUUUCUCGAGGCACCCCUGAGAUUUGUUGGUGAAGACGAAGAUGCAAACCCGGCGCGCACCCGUCGCCGUGGUGUCCCAGCUAAUCAUGCAUUGAGCGAAGUCUUUGGUGAGGUCGUCCUUUUCUGCCUGGACUUUUCCAUCAAUCAGUCCACCACUGGCAGCUUGCUGUACCGUCUCCACGACGAAUUCUGGUUCUGGUCCCCCAACCACAAAAUCGCGGUCACAGCUUGGAAGGCCAUCCAAGACUUUGCCACAGUAACGGGAACCGACUUGAACCCAUCCAAGACCGGAACAGUUCGCAUUUCUGGCGAUCCCAACGUCUCUCUAUCAAUUGAUGCCAGUCUUCCCAACGGCCCGAUUUGCUGGGGCUUCUUGCAGCUCUCACCCGAGUCUGGUCGCUUUGAGAUCAACCAAAAGAUGGUAGACUCUCAUAUCGAGGAACUUCGAAAGCAGUUGCACGGUAAACAGAAUAGCAUCUUCGCCUUCAUCCAAACUUGGAACACUUACGCUGCCACGUUCUUUGCGUCUAAUUUCGGCAAGCCGGCCAACUGUUUCGGGCGCAAUCAAGUCGACCAGAUGCUUGCCACGCACUCGCGGAUCCAGCGCGAGAUCUUCAAGGAGGGGUCCAACUUGCGUUCUCAUGCCGGUGGUAAUGCCAACAACGUCGUCGAGUAUAUUAAAUCCGUGCUGGGGCAGCGUUUCGGGGUCAGUAAUAUCCCCGACGCCUAUCUUUUCUUCCCCGUGGAGCUGGGUGGUCUUGACCUCCGAAGUCCCUUCAUCUCCACGCUGCAGAUCCGGGACAGCGUCAUCAGAGACCCCUCACAACUCCUGGACGCCUUUGAAGAGGCAGAGAUGGAGCGAUAUGGCCCCGCCAAGACGGCCUUUGAGAAGGGUGACACCAAAGAUGAACGAUACGCACUUGAGGAUCCGGACUGGGAGCCCGUGGAGCAGCAUGACAGGGACACGUUCAUGAGUUUUCAGGAGUUCACGCGCUGGCGCGAGGAGUUUCAGUUUGGCUUUGAUAACGAGCUGCACGAUGUUUAUCAGCAACUGCUGCAACAGCCGGAGGAGGAGAGCUUGGAGAUUUCCGACGGAAUCGCAAACGGCCUUUCGAGCUUGGGUCAGCAGAGCAAUGCAAGCGGGAUCCGGGAGAAUUGGGACAGCAUGGAGCCAUACUGGCGGUGGGUAACGAUGCUGUACGGGCCCGAAAUGAUAGAGCGGUUUGGUGGGUUGAAGAUUGUGGACGCAGGCCUGCUGCCUAUGGGCAUGAUGGGAAUUCGUAACUUGUCUCAAUCAAUCCUAAAAUCGGUAAACAGCAUCAAGAUGGCAGCUUCCCCCAAGAUCAAGCUCUACACCAACCACUUGUGCCCUUGGGCCCACCGAGUUCACAUCGCCCUCAGCGAGCUCCAAGUUCCCUUCGAGGAAGAAAUCAUCGACCUGACCGUUCCGCGCACGCAGGAGUACCUGCGAGUCAACCCGCGCGGCCUCGUGCCCUCGCUCGAGUACAGGGGCGAAAUCAUCACUGAGUCGGCCAUCGUUUCCACCUUCUUAGCCGACGUCUUUCCCUCCAGUCUUCUCCCCGCGUCGACGGAUCCCAAGGGGCCCCUCACUCGUGCCAGGAUCGGCUUCUUCGUUGACACCUACUUCUCCAAGCCCCAUGCUAGCUUCGUCAAGGUGUACUCGGCCAAGUCGGAUGAGGAGGUUAAUGCAUUUAUGAAGGAGUAUGUGAAUGUUAUUGCGAAGGAGGUCGAGCCGCUGCUGAAGGAUGCGGCGCCUUUCUUUGGGGGAAGUGAAAAGCUGACGUUGGCUGAGGUCUUGAUCGGGUCGUUCAUCAUCCGGCUCUACACAUUCCCUAAGCACGGCCUGCUGUCCCAGACUCUCCUGAGUGAUCUGGCUGAACAGGCUCCCAACUUCGACAAGUGGGCCAAGGUGGUCGCUCAGCAUCCGAGUGUUACUGGCAUCUACAAUGAGCAGGAAGUUGUGGAUACGACUAAGGCAAGACUCGCUAAGGCUAGAGCCUAG
Pseudomassariella vexata is the source of this 3666-nucleotide messenger RNA. RefSeq lists its product as uncharacterized. The record is from RefSeq and is a predicted model, not a curated record. NCBI's taxonomy places the organism in Eukaryota, Fungi, Ascomycota, Sordariomycetes, Amphisphaeriales, Pseudomassariaceae. The transcript has 4 exons. The coding region runs from base 1 to 3666 and encodes 1221 amino acids.